GUCAGCUUAAGUCAGUCUUGAUUCACGUUCUUCACGUGGAACUUUCUUCAUCGCUUUAGUAGACACUUGAAAAACGACUCUUUCAACGUAAAAAAUGUUAGUUACAGUUAUAACGUUUGCGCUUUUUACAACAUUUGUUACAGCGGAAAUACCUUCAUACUUUCACGUAUGCAACCGCAGAGAUCCAAAUCUUGAUCAAUGUAUCAUGAAGAGUGUUAAUAAUUUGAAGAGUAAGUUAUGCAAAGGAAUUCCGGAAUUGGAAGUACCGCCGCUGGAACCAUUGCGUCUUCCCAAACUAAUCCUUUCCGAGACGAAUAACAUCAAAUUAUAUAUCGAUGAUUUAGAAGUAUUAGGAAUUUGCGGUUAUACCUUGAACGACGUACAUGUGGAUCUUGACAAACUCACAUUAAAACUCAAUGCUACAUUGAACAAUAUAUUUUUCAAUUCCACAUAUGAUUUCGAUAUACGUAUAAUGGUGGCUAUUGCUACCAAGGGACAGUUAUCUUUUACUGCAAAUUAUUUAAAUCUGAAUUUACUCUGCGAUUUGAAAAUGGCAACCAAAAGUGGCAAGAAAUACUUAUACAUGUCAAAAGUAACGACAAAUCUCGAAAUCGAAGGUUUUAAAACUAAAUUUGAAAACGAUAAAUCAAACCAAUUACAGGAAAUUAUUGCGAAUUUUAUAGGCAAUAAUGAGAAAGAAAUUCUUACAACUUUUACGCCGGCGUUAGAAGAAGCUAUUUCCAAAUUUGUUCUCUCAACUGCUAACAAUAUAAUGAAACAUUUUACUUAUGAUGAGUUAUUCCCCGACCGAACGUAAAUCAGCCUACAAUUUUUACAUCUAUUGGCAUAGAAUCAUUGCGUAUGUAAUUAUAGAAUUUCUAUACUUGGAGACGUUUUGCAACUCAAAUGUAAUCUUGUAACCAACCAAAGGAAGUGACAGAAGUAUUUCCCUUCGAUUUUGACAAGCUUUGAAUAUGUUGUAGAAUAGCUCAAAAUAACAGACACAUUUUUUUAUCUAUUUUCUCCCAUGUUUAGAGAUUAAAAUUCUACUGAAAGCUGAAGCAGUAUAUUUAGUUUUAAGAGAAUAUGAUCAAAACUUUAAGAGAUGUAAAAAAAUGUUUCCAAUAAAAAUUUUAUGAACUUUAUAA
This is a messenger RNA of Linepithema humile (Argentine ant), 1148 nucleotides long. Its product is annotated as putative beta-carotene-binding protein. NCBI's taxonomy places the organism in Eukaryota, Metazoa, Arthropoda, Insecta, Hymenoptera, Formicidae. The record is from RefSeq and is a predicted model, not a curated record.